AUGAAGUCCGGUUCGGUGGGCGAGGCUGGCAACAUCCUGCGAAUUACUCAAGGCAAGAAUCGAAAGCCCCCCAAGGAGGAGGUGAGCCUCCGCGACAUUGACCCCGUGCAGUUUCAGGUCAUCGUGCGCGGAAACGCCGGCCCCCUGGAGACGCUUGAUCAGAAGCUGGCCUACAUGCGACUCCAUCCUGGCGCGAUUUACCUCAACCAACAGACCUCCUACUUCGUGGAAGAUCUGGAUCUGGCCAAGCGCGUCGCGUGGGUUGUCCCCAGGGAUUCACGGAGGAUCGACUACUACACAGAGUGCCGCAAGCGGCCUAGCCUGGUGAUGAACGUUUCUACGCAAGAGGAGGGAUCCGGCGGAACGUUUCUUGCCCAGAUGGGAGGCUUGGCCUUCAUGUCCAUGUUCAUGUUUGACACUUGGAAGGAGCAGUCGCAGACGGACACGACCUGGAAAUCGAAUGAGUUCAACGAGUAUGAGCGUGAGUUCCAGAGCUACAUGCAGCAGAACCUCAGGCAGCAGAAGCCCUCCGAGGACUUCGCCUCCGAACUGCGCGACGACGGGGAGCGGCUCCAGGAGAAGCUGCGGCAGCUGGUUGACCUGUGGCGCAAGGCUCACAACGCCGUGAUCUUUACGGGCGCGGGCAUUAGCACAGCUGCCGGCCUGCCCGACUACCGCGGCCCCCAGGGUGUCUGGACCCGCAAACUGCGAGGGGAGGAGGUGAAGGACCUCGAUCUCGACCGAGGCCUGCAGCCAACCGAAGCUCAUCGUGGAAUCGCUCGGCUACUGGCAGCAGGUCGUGUGACUUUUGUUGCCUCGACCAACGUGGACGGCUUGCACAAGAAGGCUGGGCUGCCACCCGAAUGCCUGGCGGAGCUCCACGGCAACAGCUUUGAGGAAGAGUGCGCCCACUGUGGGCGCAGGUUUGAGCGGGACUUCGUGGUGCGCACCGCAACAAGCCUGUUCGACCAUGCAACUGGAAGGUGCUGCGAAGAAUGCGGCGGGCCGUUGCAAGACACGAUUGUAAACUUUGGGAACACCGUGGAGCACGUGCCUUCCAUGGAGGCGGCCUACGACCGGACAUGGGUCCAGUGCUUGAAAGCCGACCUGGUAGUCGUGCUCGGCAGCAGCCUCAGCGUCCCUACGGCCUGCGAUCUACCGGAGGAGUGCCUGCAGCCGCGGGAGGGCAAACCGGAUGGCGGCCAGCUAGUCAUCGUCAACCUCCAGCGCACGCCCAAGGAUGACCUGGCCAGCUUGCGCCUGUUCGCGUCCUGCGACGAGGUCAUGGCUUUCGUCGAACGGAACUUGAUGUCCUGA
Molecule: messenger RNA, 1317 nt
Organism: Symbiodinium natans
Lineage: Eukaryota; Dinophyceae; Suessiales; Symbiodiniaceae
Source: the annotation of a GenBank genome assembly